AUGCCGGUGUGCAACUAUUUUGGCAUAGCCUGCCAGAAUUGGCGCGUCGAAAGGCUUGUGCUGUCGUGCAACGGCGUGGAAGCUGCAUGCGCAGCACUGCAGGGAAGCCUGCCUGAGGAAAUUGGCAACCUCACAGAGCUCAGAGUGCUGGAUCUCCAGAGGAAUCAACUGCGGAGCACGAUUCCAGAAGCAUUGGGGCGACUCACCAAUUUGGAGGCAUUGCGGCUGGCCUCCAACAGAUUUUAUGGAUACAUGUCCCCCAAAUGGGUCAACAUGACUGCUCUGCGCGUGCUGGACGUCCGCCAGAAUGCACUGACUGGUGUUCUCCCUGUGGCCUGGGGAGCAUUUGAGAACCUGAUGGUGCUGCACGUGGAUCACAAUUCACUGAGCGGCUACCUGCCAGCCUCCUUUGGCAACCUCCGAGACCUUCGCAUUCUGGCACUGGGGAACACUGCCAUUGUGGGGCCGCUGCCUGUGUCAUGGGCCAACAUGACGAGCCUUCGGGCGCUGGAUGUGAGCAGCAACUGUGGCAUCUGUGGGAACCUCCCUACUUUCCCGCCAUCGGUGCUGGCAAAGCUGCAGGUGGAGUCGCAGGGGUCCGGCCUCGGUUGGACAUGCAACAAGAACGCAUGCGCACAAUUCCCCAUUAGUAUCCUUGCUCAGGCUGUAAUUUGCAUGUCCAUCGUGGGCGGCUUGAUCCUGCUGUGCUUGGUGCGGCGCGUCCUCUUCCACUACUACCCUGGGCUCAUCAUCCUGUCCCCGACCGCAAUGUUACUGCAUCGACAGAGAGGAACUGCACAAGCAGCGCGCAAUGCACAGGAGCUAGCUCAGCAGACCAGCAAUAUGGAAGCGGGGUGUGCGGCAGGGAACAAACGCUCCUCAGCUGUGUUUCUGAACCCAGACAGCACCUACAGCUAUGCGUUGAAAGAGGAGGAGCCCCGCUCAUCCGAGCAAAACGCACGGAAUGCUCAGCAACCUGAUAACAUCAGUACUGUCGUGCCACAAAACGCACAGAUACCUGUGGAUGGGGUACCACCGCUAGAGGAGGCUGCCAAUGGGCAGCCCCCCCUGAGGCAGAGCAGGAGCAGGGCCCCUGGUGCAGCUGUGGCGCUGCUGCACAGCGAUGCAGAACGGCGCGAAUUCAUAUCUGCAGGCGCAGCCGCCGGCCUCGCGGCGGCGUUUGGCGCUCCCAUUGGCGGCGUGCUGUUCUCACUGGAGGAAGCCACAACGCACUGGUCGCGCAAGGUUGCCUGGCGCUGCUUCGUGUGCUCCACCACUGCUGUCUUCACACUGGCCCAGCUGCACCCCAGGUGGAAGCAUGGUGUGCUGUCCUUCCAAGGGCUGGCAGACCUGGAGAACAAGGAGUGGUUUGAGCAGCUCCCCUUCAUUGUGGCUGUGUCUGUGGCGGCCGGGCUGCUUGGUGCCAUCUUCAAUAAGGCACACAAACGGAUCUUCAAGUGGCGGGCCCCUAGAACAAACAACACAGCGCGACUGCUGGAGGCUGUGGGGCUGGGCAUGUUCACAAUAGCCGCCAUCUUCCUCCUCAGCUAUCUGUUUGGGGAGUGCGUCGAUGUGCCUGCCUGGCAUGAGCAGGGUUUUGGAUUCACCUUCCAUUGCACAGGAGGCAAGUACAACGAUCUGGCAACAGCAUUCCUGGCCAACCCUGACGAGACCAUAAAGCACAUCUUCAGCCUGGGGCGGCUGUCCCCCAAGUUUGAGGUGUGCGAGGGGUCCAAUUGCUACUUCACGCUGCGCUCCCUCUUCAUCCUGACAUCCUCCUACCUCGUCUUCAUGGUCCUGCUCGGCGGCAUCGUCAUCCCUGGAGGCCUCUUCAUGCCCUCAAUCAUGGUGGGGUCCUCGUUUGGGGCGAGCAUGGGCCUGCUGCUGAUGAAGUGGCUGCCGGACUGGAACAUCCAGCCGGGCGUGUAUGCCAUGUGCGCCGCGGCCGCCAUGCUGGGCGGUGUCUUCAGGUCCUCCAUCAGCCUCGUUGUCAUUGUGGUGGAGGGCACCCAGAGCACCAAAUUUAUCAUUGGAAUCAUCAUAGCGGUCAUCUGCAGCAAUUGGGUGGGGGAGGCCAUAAACUACGACGGCAUCUAUGAGACAGACCUGGAGGCGGACGGCUCUGUCAUCUUCCUGCGCCCCUCUCCGCCGCAGGCCCUCUUCACAAAGACAGCCGGCGACAUUGCAGCACCGGCCGUCUGGUGCUUCCGGGAGAUAGAGCGGGCGGACUAUGUGCUGGACGUGCUGACGCGCUACCGCCACAACGGCUUCCCAGUGGUGCGCGGCUGCGCAGGCGCGGCCGAGCGGGACAGCGGCGAGAUUGACGCGGCCGGCCGCGGCGCGUCCCGGGGCGGCCCCCUGCAGGGCCUCAUCCUGCGCAGCCAGAUCCUGGUCGUGCUGCGGCACCAGGUCUUCUGUGAUGAGGCGGGGGUCCCAGUGACGGCGCUCCCCGACGCGGAUGUGUCACUGCAUGAGCAGGCGCUGGACUCCCAGAUGCGCGCCUUCUUCCGCCUCACCUCAUUCUCCCACAGGCGCAGCCUCGCAUCCACUCCAAGUGCGUUGGCGGCAGCAAAGCAGGCGCUGAAGGAGAGGACCAUGUCGCGCUCCCGCAGCUCUCCAGCGCUGCGGGGGUUGGCGAUUGACGCCUCGGGUCUGAACGAGGACGGCGGCAGCAGCAACCCCAGCAUGCACAGCGCGGACGACGUGCUAGUCGCGCGCAGCAGCUCGCCGCUGCCGGACAGCACCGCCCGCAUCCCCUCCGUGGCCAAUAAUACAGGGGUGUAUGAUGUGGGGAAUGGCGGCAGGAGGCUGAGCUGGCGCGCCAAUGCAGCAGAGGCGGCUGUGGCAGGCUCGGGGGAGAACAGCUUGAGCGAUGGGGAGCAGAGGGGUUUUAGGAACAGGGUCACGUUCACGAAUGAGCCAGAGGCGUUAUUGGAGGAGCAGGAGGCGCAGGUGCCUGAGACACCGGCGGAGCGGGCGCAUGCAAUGUUCACGCUGCUGGGCUUGCGGCACAUGUGUGUGGUGGACGAGAACAGCCGAGUGCGAGGCAUCAUCACGCGCCGUGACCUGGACUAUGCCGCCGGCCACGGCGCCUGGCGCCGCAACAAGAUGGCCCCCGCACCCGACCCCGUGUCGCCCUCAGGCAAGGCUGCUGCCUCCAAAAGAUCUAGCAAAGAAUUGGCACAGAUAAACGUCGCGCAGUGGAGUCAAGACAUUGUCUUGCUUUACCUGAGUUGGGUGCCUGCAUGCUGA
Coccomyxa subellipsoidea C-169 is the source of this 3252-nucleotide messenger RNA. Its product is annotated as Clc chloride channel. The record is from RefSeq and is a predicted model, not a curated record. The transcript is spliced from 18 exons. Gene Ontology annotation, cellular component: membrane; intracellular membrane-bounded organelle. Gene Ontology annotation, molecular function: protein binding; voltage-gated chloride channel activity. Bases 1 to 3252 code for a protein of 1083 amino acids. NCBI's taxonomy places the organism in Eukaryota, Viridiplantae, Chlorophyta, Trebouxiophyceae, Coccomyxaceae. Gene Ontology annotation, biological process: chloride transport; transmembrane transport.